AUGCUAUUACAGAGGAUACAGUUGGCUCAUAUAUACAAGCCUCAUAUUGGAAGUUUUGGAGGUGUUUUAAGGAGCCUAACAGCUUUUCCACAAGGUGGUGUAUCUUAUUAUGCUACCAAAGCUAAGAAACAAAAGACUAAGGGUAAAAAGAGCUCUAAAGAUAAAAGUAAAGAAGAAGAGAUAAAAAUAGAAUCAAGAAAGUCCUUCUUGUUAGAUUGGUAUAGGGUAUUAGUAGAUUCAAAUCAGUUACUAUUAUUUGUACGACAUGAAAAGUUGGAUUUAAGCUCCCAGAAUUUUAUUAAAGAUCAUCUAGUUCGCGGUAAACAUAAUGGUAAAUUUACAGUUAUUAGAAAUAACUUGUUUAAAUUAGCAUUGGCUCGCCCAAUAAUUGAUCCAGCUUUGACUAGGAAAGCAAAAUCGAAAUUUUUAAAUUCCAGGAAGGAAACCUCGAAUUCUAUCACCCCUCUCUUAAAGGGACCAACUGGGGUUGUCGCUAUACCAUUAGCAGAUCCCAAAGCCACCCGUUCUGUAUUACGUCUUGUUCGUAAUGAAAUACCUGAAAGUUUGGAAAUACUGGGUGGUAUGGUUGACGGUCAAUUUUUUAAUGUUCAACAAUUGGAAACCUUUCAAACUCUACCAACUCACGCACAAUUACAUGGUCAAUUAUUAUAUAUUCUACAGCAAUCAUCAUCGUUGGUAUCUUUAAUACAAAAGCCUGUAGGAUUAUUGUCUAACGUUUUAGAUGCACGUUUAAAAAUGGAAGAGGAAAAUAAAGUUUAA
Henningerozyma blattae CBS 6284 is the source of this 780-nucleotide messenger RNA. It is a transcript of the gene MRPL11, whose product is annotated as mitochondrial 54S ribosomal protein uL10m. Gene Ontology annotation, biological process: translation. The record is from RefSeq and is a predicted model, not a curated record. Gene Ontology annotation, cellular component: mitochondrial large ribosomal subunit. Gene Ontology annotation, molecular function: structural constituent of ribosome. Bases 1 to 780 code for a protein of 259 amino acids. The transcript has a single exon. NCBI's taxonomy places the organism in Eukaryota, Fungi, Ascomycota, Saccharomycetes, Saccharomycetales, Saccharomycetaceae.